Molecule: messenger RNA, 582 nt
Organism: Lodderomyces jiufengensis
Lineage: Eukaryota; Fungi; Ascomycota; Pichiomycetes; Serinales; Debaryomycetaceae
Exons: 1
Coding region: 1-582 (193 amino acids)
Cellular component (GO): endomembrane system; membrane
Source: RefSeq, a predicted model, not a curated record
AUGAAAUCAUCAAUAAUUUCGAUUUCAUUCAAUUUAUUCUCACUAGCAAUAUGUUCAAGUGGAUUAUAUGAUUGUUUUAAUCAACAAUUACCACCGUAUUUGGUACGAGGUGGUCAUUUCCAAUUUUUGACUAAUAUUUCAUUGAUUUUAACAAUAAUUUAUAUCAUAACGGUACUAUUAAACAUUCAAGAUACAAUUAUACUAUAUAAUAUAGUAAUAAAUCUAGAAUUCAUAGUAACAUCGGGGUAUUGGACAUUACAUUACAUCCUACCAAGUUUAUUAAAUACCAAAUCAUUACCAUCAACAUUCACAUUAGAUUUUAAAAUUCAUUUAUUCCCUUAUUUAUAUCUUUUACUAGUUAAAGAAAAAAGAAAUAAAUUAGGUUUAUUAUAUACUGGAUUAACUAUUGGGUUAUAUUGGUCAUACAUUGAAUUGAUUGUUGGCACAGAUCCUUCAGGUGUUAGUAAAUUUGCAUACCCGUUUUUGAAUAGAGGUGGAAUUGUUGCAAGAUGUUGUUUUAUGAUUGGAUUUUGGACUUUAAGUUGUUUAAAUUAUAUCUUGUUAGGUUAUAUAAAGAAAUAG